Molecule: messenger RNA, 1032 nt
Organism: Sphenostylis stenocarpa
Lineage: Eukaryota; Viridiplantae; Streptophyta; Magnoliopsida; Fabales; Fabaceae
Source: the annotation of a GenBank genome assembly
AUGGGAAAGUUUGCACUAGCCAAUGUCCUCUUGUUCCUUCUUUUGAACUUGAGCACCUUGCUCAAUGUUCUUGCUUGUCCUUAUUGCCCUUACCCCUCUCCUAAACCUCCCAAGCACCCUCCCAUAGUGAAGCCACCCGUUCACAAACCACCCAAACCCUGCCCUCCACCCCACUCAUCUCCCAAACCACCCUAUGUUCCCAAACCUCCACAUCCGAAACCACCCAAUGUUCCAAAACCCCCUCACUACCCUAAGCCACCAGUGCAUCCACACCCUCCCUAUGUCCCAAAACCUCACCCUAAACCACCAGUCCACCCACAUCCACCUUAUGUUCCACAACCGCCAGUUGUCAAACCACCCCCCUAUGUCCCAAAACCACCGGUUGUCACACCACCUUACAUCCCUAAACCACCUGUUGUCACACCACCCUACAUCCCUAAUCCACCAGUUGUCCCUGUUAUACCUCCUUAUAUCCCUAAACCACCAGUUGUCCCUGUUAUACCUCCUUAUAUCCCUAAACCACCAGUUGUACCUCCUUACAUCCCUAAACCACCUGUUGUCCCAGUUAUACCUCCUUACAUCCCUAAACCACCAGUGGUGCCAGUUACACCACCUUAUGUGCCAAAACCACCCAUUGUGUACCCUCCUGUUGUUCCUGUGCCACCAGUUGAACCGACUCCACCUACUGUGACACCACCAAGCCCUCCAAGUGAAACACCAUGUCCACCGCCACCACCACCAGUGGUGCCAUACCCUCCACCGGCACAACCAACAUGCCCCAUUGACUCUCUAAAACUGGGAGCUUGUGUGGAUGUGCUUGGUGGCCUCAUCCACAUAGGUAUUGGAAGCAGUGCUAAACAGACAUGCUGUCCAGUUCUUGCAGGGCUUGUGGACUUAGAUGCUGCAGUGUGCCUCUGCACAACAAUUAGGGCUAAGGUCCUUAACAUCAACAUCAUAAUACCCAUUGCUCUUCAGCUCCUCAUUGACUGUGGCAAGACCCCACCAGAUGGAUUCAAGUGUGCAGAUAGUUAG